Molecule: messenger RNA, 690 nt
Organism: Cladocopium goreaui
Lineage: Eukaryota; Dinophyceae; Suessiales; Symbiodiniaceae
Source: the annotation of a GenBank genome assembly
AUGGCUGCUGGUGGCAAUGGCAAGGCCUUGGACUUUUUCAAAGGAAAUGAGAUGGGAAAACUCAGCAGCUCUGGACGUCCAGUGGACUACACCUCCAAAGUUGCCCAGAGGUAUAAGGCUCAGCUGGAUGCCGAAGCGAAGAAACUUUGCGAGAAGUACAAUGUGAGUGCCAAGAGCAGCCAGGCCGACUUCGGCUUUGAUGCCCCAACCAAGGUGCCAAGCAAUACUCUCUCAGCGCCAUCUCCUAAGGAUGCUGGAUACCCUGAGGAGGAAGUACUACAACGAGGCAAGUCAGCACCUGCUGUGGUCACUCACACGAAGCCAUCUGCCCCUUCUGUGCCACAUAGCCACGUGGUGCGCAAGGCGGAUCCUGCUGUGAUAGCAGCAAAGCCUACAGGCUUUGUGCCCGGUGGCAAACAGAUGGCGAAGGAGAUCGACUUCGAUUUUGACUUUGACGACCUUGAAACUGAGGCCUCAAAGCCAAAGCCGGCGCCCGCGCCAGCACCAGCCGCGCCGACGCCAGCGCCUGCACCUGCGCCUGUCCCUGCUGUACGGGUGCAGUCUGCCGGUGCUGAGCAAAACGGAGCCAACAAAUUCGCAAACAGGAAGGGCAUUUCCUCUUCAGACUUCUUCAACGAGAUGGAACCAGAAUCCGCGCAGCAAAGAUUGGAUCGGGAAAACAGGCCCUGA